Vespa mandarinia (Asian giant hornet) is the source of this 1184-nucleotide messenger RNA. RefSeq names its product Thymidylate synthase (gene Ts). Lineage: Eukaryota; Metazoa; Arthropoda; Insecta; Hymenoptera; Vespidae. Gene Ontology annotation, molecular function: thymidylate synthase activity. Gene Ontology annotation, cellular component: mitochondrion; cytosol. The record is from RefSeq and is a predicted model, not a curated record. Gene Ontology annotation, biological process: dTMP biosynthetic process.
AUUAAAUUACAUUCACAAAUGAGCGUUAGUGCGUUCAUGGGCAUUUUCAUGUUAUAUCAUUAGAUUAGAAUAAUUUAUAAUAAUAUUUUAACAAACGUUUAAUUUUAAUGAUAAACUUUUUAAAAAAAUAGAUCUGAAAAAAUGUCUUCGAUCAAAUGCAUACAUCCUCUAUGCAUUUACAACGUGUGAGUGUGAGGAUAUCUGUUAAAGGUUAUUAAGUAAAAAAAAGUUGCAUUAUGUCUCGAAAGAAUGAUAAUGAAGUAACAGAGGAAUUAAAUAAUUCCAAUAAAUCCGAAGACCAUGACCAUGAUGAAUAUCAAUAUUUGCAUUUAAUAGAGAAAAUAAUUAAUACCGGAGCGAAGAAAAACGAUAGAACCGGAGUUGGUACUUAUUCGAUUUUUGGAACGCAUAUGCGUUUCAAUUUACAAAAUGGAUCAUUCCCAUUGUUGACCACAAAACGAGUUUUUUGGCGAGGUGUCGUUGAAGAAUUAUUAUGGUUCAUUAAGGGAUCAACUAAUGCAAAAGAAUUGGCAGAUAAAGGGAUUCAUAUUUGGGAUGCCAAUUCUUCUCGUGAUUAUCUUGAUUCUUGUGGUCUUACAUUAAGAGAGGAAGGUGAUUUAGGCCCUGUAUAUGGAUUUCAAUGGAGAUAUUAUGGUGUUGAAUAUAAAAAUAUGCAUACAAAUUAUAAAGGACAAGGUAUAGAUCAAUUGAAGGAUGUUAUUCAAAAGAUAAAAGACUCACCGGAUGAUAGAAGAAUAAUAAUGACAGCAUGGAAUCCAGUUGAUAUCCCAAAAAUGGCUUUACCACCUUGUCAUUGUCUCGUACAAUUUUAUGUACAGAAUGGAACAUUGUCGUGUCAACUUUAUCAAAGAAGUGCUGAUAUGGGUCUAGGUGUACCAUUCAAUAUAGCAUCAUAUUCUCUAUUAACUUAUAUGGUGGCUCACAUUACAAAUUUAAAGCCAGGUGAAUUUGUGCACACAAUGGGUGAUUGUCAUGUAUAUGUAAAUCAUAUACCGGUACUUAAAGAACAGAUAAAACGUACACCGAGGCCAUUUCCAAUAUUGAAAAUAAUUGGGGACGUUAAGGAUAUAGAUGACUUUAAGGUUGAUAAUUUUGAGCUAAUCGACUACAAUCCACAUCCAAAACUUAAUAUGCAAAUGGCAAUAUGAGUUUUCUUUUUUGUC